Molecule: messenger RNA, 1200 nt
Organism: Physcomitrium patens
Lineage: Eukaryota; Viridiplantae; Streptophyta; Bryopsida; Funariales; Funariaceae
Source: RefSeq, a predicted model, not a curated record
GGGGACAGCGAGUGGGAGCGAGAUGAGGGCGGCGGGAAUGGAGGGGGGGUAUUCGCCGUCGCUGUCGGUGGGGCAAACAAGCUUGGAGUCGACGUCGGAGGAAGAGAACAGGGCGAUGGAAGGAGCGGUGCUGGGGCGACUGCAGGAGACGUUAAAUCGUUGCAAGUGGAGACGAAGCUGUGCAUCCGGGACGCACUGUACAGAUUAGCGAGGAGCGCAAUGCGGAGGAAAGGUCCGGGCGGGUGGGAUGGCGAGGGGGAAUGUGAGAGCGGCCUGGUGUCGGAGAGCGGGGACGGGGCAUCGGAUGGCGUGGAGAGCUCGGGGAACAGCGACCCGUGCUCAUCGAGCAGGGUGUCGAGGAUGAGCAUGAACACGGAUGAGACGGAAACGAAUCCGAUGGACCGCACGGUAGCGCACUUACUGUUCCACGAAGGUGCGCAAGAGGAGCAGGCCGGAGGGAUGGGUUUUGGGGGAGCAGAGUGCAGUAUGGCAGAUGCGCAGAACAGUGGAGCGCCACUGCAGGGAGGGAGUGCAGGGGCGGGGAGGUGGGGUACGGACGCAGCGGAUGGGCAUGGAGCGAUGUCGGCAGGGGCAAUGCAAGGGGUGGAGAUGGGUGGAGCGGCGUCGAUUUGUGUGCCGAUGGGGAUGGUGACAGGCGGGAGUCCGAUGGCGAGGUUGGAGGGCGAGUCGGGGAUGCGUGGGUCGGCUAUGGUGAGCGGGGGCGGUGGAGGGGCGAGCAUCGGGGUGGAGGGGACAGGAAUGUCGAACAGUGAGGUGUCGUACCCGAUGGGAACACAUUGUGGGAAUGGUGGAGGAGCGGGUGAGGAAAGGACACAGAAGACGAUUGGGGGGUGUGGGAACGGUGUGAUUAAAGAGCGGCUAGAGCAUGCGCUGGGUUUGAAGGAGCUAAGUCAGUUGCUUUUGGCAGGACUGGAUGCAGAUGCGGGAUCUUUCUGUAAUUAAGAAGUUGAUGCCAUGUUAUUUUGCGUUCUUGAAGAUUCCCGUUCUUUACGCAGUGAUUUGUCGAUGAGAAGUCGUUGAAGGUUAUUGUCUAGUAGUCUUUUAUUUUUUUUAUAUAUUUUUAGGAGUUAAGCACAUUACUUUCAGAGGCUUCCGUUCUUGAAACCUGGACGUGGAGGCGAUGUUUUAUGUCGCUGUGGUUGUAUCAUAAUGCUUUUUCACCUUCUUUUGAGUUUGGUA